Messenger RNA from Arachis ipaensis, 1140 nucleotides. RefSeq lists its product as uncharacterized. The record is from RefSeq and is a predicted model, not a curated record. NCBI's taxonomy places the organism in Eukaryota, Viridiplantae, Streptophyta, Magnoliopsida, Fabales, Fabaceae.
AUGAAGGAGCAUGCCAAAGACAGAGUGCCGGCCAAGAUAUUCAAGCCGUUUCCCCGAGUCGUAAAGUUUACCAACUAUACCCCCCUCACAGUCUCCAUUGUAGAAGUUUAUCAGCAGAUAGCUGAGAAGGAAAUUUUGUCGAAGCCCCAACCUCUAAAGGACAGAACCGGAGGAAACAAGAACCUUUAUUGUGACUAUCACAAGGGCUAUGGACAUAAAAUACAGGAUUGUUUUGACCUGAAGGACGCAUUGGAGCAAGCGAUCCGGGAUGGGAAGCUCUCCGAAUUCUCCCACCUCAUCAGGGAGCCGAGAAGACGGGAUCGCAACCGAGAAGGAGACGACAAGAGCUGCGCGGUGAAGCGACGUCACGAGCCCGAGGACCAUGAGCACGGUCUUACUAUAGUAAACGUGGUAAUCAGAAGAGACGCGACUACAAGGUCGAAGUCGGCGCACAAGAAGGACGCCAAAGUCCUGGCGGUCUCGUCAUCCAUCCCUGCGCCAAACUCCAAGAGGACUCCACCCAUAUCGUUUGGUCCAGAGGACCAAUGGUUUGACGAGGUCACUGAAAACCCUCCGAUGGUCAUCACGGUCAGAGUGGGAACUGGCCUGAUUAAGCGGAUCCUCGUAGACACCGGUGCCGACUCGAAUACCAUGUUCCGCAACGUGUUCGAUGCUUUGGAUCUCCGGGAUGCCGAUUUAAGGACUCACCAGCAUGGUGUAGUAGGGUUGGGCGACCACUUUAUCAAACUCGAUGGGAUAAUCUUCCUACCGGUAUCCAUAGGACUGGGACAGGGGAAAAGGUCGGUAAUGGCAGAGUUCAUGGUUUUGCAAGACUCCACGGCUUACAACGUCAUCCUAGGAAGAAAGACUAUCAAUGAUCUCGGGAUAGUGAUCAGUACAAAAAUGUUGAUAAUGAAGUUCAUCGCUGACGACGGAUCUGUGGGAUCUAUCAAGGGAGACUUGGAAACGGCAGUCGCAUGCGACAAUGCCAGUCUCUCCUUAAGGAAGAAAUCCAAAGAGGCAUCGAGAGUAUUCCUCGCCGACCUGGACGCCAGGGUCGACGACAAGCCUAGACCCGAGCCGGAAGGAAAUUUAGAAAAGUUCAGGGUUGGCGACUCCGAGGGAAAUUCACCUUCGUGA